Lingula anatina is the source of this 1620-nucleotide messenger RNA. Its product is annotated as dynein axonemal assembly factor 4. NCBI's taxonomy places the organism in Eukaryota, Metazoa, Brachiopoda, Lingulata, Lingulida, Lingulidae. The record is from RefSeq and is a predicted model, not a curated record. Gene Ontology annotation, biological process: cilium movement; outer dynein arm assembly; inner dynein arm assembly. Gene Ontology annotation, molecular function: protein binding.
AAGUACCUGUUGAUUGGUUGGUAAUCACAUUGCCCUUAACCUUGAGUGUAACCUAGAUUAUUGUUUUGUGUAGUUACAGUCAUAUUUUGAGGUUUUUAUAGUAGAACAUGCCGAUCGCAGUGAAAGAUUAUACCUGGGAAGAAACAGAAAGUAACGUCAAUAUUGUAGUACCUCUGAAAGGAGUUAAGUCACACAAAGUUGAUAUAUUUUCGACGGAGGAGUAUCUUAAGGUUAGCUAUCCACCAUAUUUCUUUGAAGUGCUGUUAUUUGCUCCAGUAGAGGACACAAAGAGUUCAGCACAGGUUGGCAAUGGAGCUGUUGUUUUCAACCUUACAAAAAAAGAACCAGUGUUGUGGUCUCAGCUGCAGUCACCAGAUUUUAACAAUAAAGAAUUCAUGAGGCAGAAACGAGAAGAUGUCAUCAAGAAAGCCCAUGAAAGAGCAGAACAAGAUGCUAAAGACAAAGCUGACAAGAAAAGAGAAGCUGAUAGGUUUUCUAUUAAAGAACAAAUGAGGGUUGAUGAUGAGGAAAGAAAAAGGAUUGAAAAUGCCAAAGAAGAAGAGAGGAGAAAAGCUACAGAGGAAUUAGAGCAGUGGAAGGCACAACAGAAGGCUCUUGCUGAGGAGGAAAAAAUAAGAUUACUGGAGGAAAACAGGCUGAGAGAAGAAGAAUUUCAAAGGGUCAAAUCAUUAGAAGAUGAAAAUUCAAAGCAAGAACAAAUAAAGAAGCAACAGAAAAAGAAAGAGAAAAAGAAAAAUAUAUUUGAAAGUGAGGCAAAAGGAUCUGAAGUAAGAAAACCUGGCCAUAUCUCUGUCUCCUUCACAGAGCGGGUCUUCCCAACUGCAGCCAGGGAGUCCCAGGCUGAGCAAGAAGAUGAGUGGUUAAGAAAGCAGGCAGAAACAAGAAGAAUAGCAGAAAUGUUUGACAAAGAUUUGACAGAAGAGGAAAAAAAUCCACAGUGGCUCAGGGAUAAAGGAAGUUCAUUCUUCAAGGCAGGGAACUAUCAUGCAGCCAUCAAUGCCUUCAGUCAUGGAAUUAAACUAGACAGCAAGAUGCCCUCACUAUACUCCAACAGAGCUGCUUGUCACCUCAAGUUAGGAAAUUUGAUCAAGUGUGCAGAAGAUUGCACAAAGGCUCUAGAGCUGCUGACCCCUCCUGUUCCACAAAAUGCCAACAGCAGGUGUAAGGCCCAUGUGAGACGAGGGACAGCUUAUUGUCACUUACAGCUAUAUGUGGAAGGACUUAUGGACUAUGAAGAAGCUCUAAAAAUAGAUCCCAGCAAUGAACAAUUAAAAAUAGACGCAGAGAGGAUACGAAAGAUUAUCCAAGGCACUGAAGAAGUAUGACACGUAAUAAGCCUUUCAAGACGAUCAUUUGGGCAUUAACCCUUCAUUCCAGAAUCAGUUUUGCAAACCAUUCCAGUCAAAGAUUCCAGAGGAAAUGAGAUUAUUGAGAACUUUAAAAUGCAGGGAAUCUGAGGCCAAUUGAAUUUCAUUUUUGCCAGUAACAGAAUUCCAUCCAAAAAUAAAACUUUUUAGAGUUUUAAUUUUGCUGAAAUAAUAUAUGUAGAUGUCAGUGAUGUAUAUGUGGCCAAAUAAAAGAUAAGAAAAUUAACAUUUU